Messenger RNA from Gavia stellata (red-throated loon), 981 nucleotides. RefSeq names its product Src homology 2 domain containing transforming protein D (gene SHD). Gene Ontology annotation, molecular function: phosphotyrosine residue binding. The coding region runs from base 1 to 981 and encodes 326 amino acids. NCBI's taxonomy places the organism in Eukaryota, Metazoa, Chordata, Aves, Gaviiformes, Gaviidae. The record is from RefSeq and is a predicted model, not a curated record. The transcript has 6 exons.
AUGGCCAAGUGGCUCCGGGAGUACCUGGGCCGGGGGGCCCGGCGCUCCCCCCCCCGCCCGCCCCAGCCCGACUACAGCGGCGGCGAGCGCCGCCCCACCGGCACCGGGAGCGGGGCCCCCCCCGCCGCUCUCCCCGGUGCUGCCCUCCGCGGCCCCGCUGCCUCCCCUCGGCACCGGCUGGUGCGGGUGGGGGGCGCGGGGCCGGGGGGCGGCCCCCGCCGGCUGGAGCAGGGCCCCGGCGAGAGCGAGUACUCGGAGCCCUUUGAGGGGGAGCAGGACCCAGCACCCGAGGGUGGCUGCGAGGAGCCCGGCGAGGCCACAGGGUGCCCGCGGCAGGGCGAGGGCCGGCGGGCGAGGCCGCGGCGGGGACCCCAGCUCUACGACACCCCUUACGAGGAGUGGGAGACGGCAGGGGAGGGCCCGGGGGUGCCCGCCACCCGGGAGAGCCGCCUGCCCCGCGACGACGAGCGUCCGGCCGACGAGUACGACCAGCCCUGGGAGUGGAAGAAGGAUCACAUCUCGCGGGCGUUCGCAGUGCAGUUUGAGAGCCCCGAGCGCUCCCCCAGCCUGUCCCGGCAGCUGCCGCGGCCCCCCCGGCCCCCCGCCGGUGCCAGGCCGGGCUGCCCCCCCAGCCCCAGGCACGUGGACACCUCGCUGCCCCUGGAGAAGCAGGCGUGGUACCACGGCCCCAUCGGGCGGGCGGGCGCCGAGACGCUGCUGGCGCUGUGCCGUGAGGGCAGCUUCCUGGUGCGGGACUGCGAGACCAGCCCCGAAGACUACUCACUCUCGCUCAGGAGCAGCCAUGGCUUCGUGCACGUGAAGCUCACGCGGACACGGGAGCAGCACUUCGUGCUUGGCCGCGCUGGGGCCGCCUUCCCCUCGGUGCCCGAGGCUGUGCGGCACUACACGGCGCGGGCGCUGCCCGUCCGCGGUGCCCGCCACCUCUCCCUGCUCUACCCCGUGGCGGCGCAGCCCAUGUGA